GCCACAUAAUUGACAUGGCGGAAUCCCACAUUCCGCUUCACUGUGGACGUAGCAGCUCCGGGAUGGCGAGUUUUUAAAAUUCAGGCACGGAGGACUUAAAACGUGGAUUAGCAGGGUUCCCAGAAUACCACGUGGCUGUGCAGGGAAAGGCUCCAUGAAUGUACGUCACCAUGAUGAUGACGGACCAGAUGCUGGAGCUUCCGCCACUGCUGAACGGCGAGGUUCCCGUGAUGCACCACAUGAUUAAUGGAGACGCCUCGCAACAGGUGAUCGUGGUCCAGGUGAAUCCUGGAGAAACGUUCACCAUUCGGAGGGAGGAUGGAACUCUACAGUGCAUUCAAGGGCCUGCAGAAGUUCCCAUGAUGUCACCGAACGGCUCCAUCCCUCCCAUUCACGUGCCCCCAGGCUACAUCUCCCAGGUUCUGGAGGACACCACUGGGGUUCGGCGAGUUGUGGUCACCCCUCACUCCGAAUGUUACCCCCCAAGUUACUCCCCUGCAAUCUCCCCUACCCACCACCUGCCCCCACCGUACAUGACACACCCCCACUUCAUCCCAACUUCACACACGGCCUACUACCCUCCCGCCAGCCCCGGAGACGUGCCCCCACACCAGUACUACCAACAUCGCCUGCCCCCAAUCUACCCAGAGGAGAUCAUUCCUUUAUACAACAUGUCCACGUUCCUGGGUCGGGAAGAGUACUGCAAGCCUCAGCCAAAGAAGCCGAAGGAGCGUCCGACUGAAAGGCAGAGUCUAUCCAGGGUCAGCACGCCCCCAUCGUCCAGCUACAAAAACGGCUCGGCCUGCAACUCCACUCCAAACGGCUACAGCAAGAACCACAGCGGCACCGCAGCCACAGGGGGAGGAGGAGGAAGCCCCGGGAACAAACGGACUGAGAGGAGGGCCAGAGGAAGCCCCAAACACACAGAGAGUGACCAGCAAGAUCCUGUUUUGGACACAAGAAGAGACCAGGAUGUACCAUCAGGAAUGGACAAGCCACAGGUGUGUAAGGUUCAGGCUCACUCUGCGCUGGUGUCCUGGUCCCGAGCCACACAGGUGGGGGCAUCUGGCCGGGGGCAGACUGAUGGAGCUCCACAGUCCUGUAGCUACGAGCUGCUUCUCGCUGAUAAGAGCUGCGAUGGGAAAUACAAAGUCGUCUACAGUGGAGAAGAGCUGCAGUAUACUCUCACUGAUCUGAGACCUGCUACAGACUAUCAUGUUAGAGUAAGCGCAGUGUGUAACUCUGUGAAGGGUCCCCAUUCAGAGGUGAGGGCGUUUACUACCCACAGCGCCCCUCCGGAGACCCCCCUACCCCCGCGACUCUCCCACCGCACCAAGAGCUCCUUGACUCUACAGUGGAAGCCACCCGUCGAUAAUGGCUCAAAAAUCACCAGCUACAUCCUGGAGUGGGAUGAGGGGAAGAAGAACAGCGUCUUCCGGGAGUGUUAUUUUGGACACCAGCGGCAUUUCAAAGUCAUGCGCCUGUGCCCUGCAGUUGGGUACACGUUUCGAGUGGCAGCACUCAAUGACAUUGGACCCAGUGGCUUUAGCCCAGAAGUGGUUUUCCACACCACGGGCAGCCUGCCCCAGAUGCCCUUGGCGCCUCGCCUGCUCCGAGCCGGGACGUCUUGGGUGGCACUGGAGUGGACCCGCCCCAGUGGCUGCAGCCCAGAUGAGGCGCUCACGUACACCCUGGAGAUGCAGGACGACAGCAAGGGGCCAGAGUUUAAGGCUGUUUACAGUGGGGCAGAGCUGAGCAGCAGAAUGGAGGGUCUAAACAGAAACACCAGCUACAGAUUCAGACUCACUACCUGCAGUGCAGAGUGGAAAAGCACCCCCAGCUCCAUCCUGGUGUGUAGGACGACUGCAGACAAACCUGGACCUCCAGCAGCCCCCAGAGUCUCUGCAGUCACGUCUCACGGCUUCUGCGUGACGUGGGAUCCCCCACAAGAUGAUGGAGGCUGUGGGGAUUUGACAUACCUCUUGGAAAUGUCUGAAGGGAAUUCUGAAGAGGGGAGCCAGUGGGAGGUUGUUUAUCGUGGACCGUUGCGGGAGCACGUGUGUAAGGAUUUAAAUGCAUCGACUCGGUACACAGUUCGCCUCAGCGCCAUCGGCUCAGGUGGCCACAGCCAGUACGUAGACAGCCUGCACGUCUGCACUCUCAGCAUGCCUCCAGGCACCUGCCGGCCAAUCACAGUCCAGGGCAGUGUCAAACACAGGGAGGUGAACUUACAGUGGGAAGGUCCUGUGUGCGAUGUGGAGAAUGAAAGUCUGGUCUACAGUGUGGAGAUGAGUGGAGUAGAAGAGGAAGCCAACCCGAUGCAGGUGUACAAUGGAACCCACACAGAGUGUACUGUGGGGAGUCUGCUGCCAGGCGCCACCUACAGGUUCAGAGUGCGUGCUGCCAACGAUGCCGGGUAUGGACCAUACACCGAGUUUGUGGAAGUGACCACUGCAGCAGGACCUCCAGGCCAGUGUGUGGUUCCCGUCAUCAAUCUGACAUCUCACACGUGUGCAGUGGUCAGCUGGGAGACGGAUGAGAGCUCGGGAGCAGAUAUCUCCGGCUACCAGCUCGACUGGGGUCGGGACCAGGACUCUCUGGAAAUGAUUUAUAAUGGGACGGAAACCUUCUGCGAAAUCUCCAACCUGGAGGCAGCAGCAAGCUACUGCUGUAGGCUACAGGCCACCAACCAGGCAGGGGCAGGCCCCUACAGUGAUCUGGGGUGGUGUCGGACACCGGCGGCUGCUCCGAACGCCGUGGUCAGCCUCUACCUGCAGGAGUCUGUCUCCUUGCCUGCUGACGAAGAACCCUUCUCCCCCUCCACUUGCCUGGCUCUGGCCUGGGAUGAGCCCAACUGUAACGGCCAGGAGAUCACCUGCUACACCAUCGCCAUGGGAGAGACACUCAUUACAGCUGGAAAUGCCACCUGCCACGUGAUCCGAAACCUGCAGCCUGACAGCGAGUACAGUGUGCAGGUGAGAGCGGAAAACAGUGUAGGUGCUGGUCCAUUUGGGCCAAGUCUGCAGGUGAGGACCAAGCCACUGCCCCCCUCCCCACCUAAACUGGAGUGUGCCGCUACAGGACCACAGAGUCUGAAACUGCGCUGGGGGGACAGCAACAGCAGGGGGCUGAUCACAGACGAUACUACCUACGUCCUGCAGAUGGAGGACAGGAACCAGAGGUUCGUGCCAAUCUAUCGUGGGCCGAGCCACACGUUUAAGGUUCAGCGCCUGAGCGAGUCGAGCCGCUACACUUUCAGGAUCCAGGCUGUGAGUGAGGCAGGCGAGGGCCCCUUCUCUGACACCCACACCUUCACCACUACCAAAUCAGUGCCUCCAACACUCAAAGCUCCUAGAGUGGCUCAGCUAGAGGGCAAUGCUUGUGAGGUGACCUGGGAAAGCGUCCCCCCGAUGAGGGGGGACCGUAUCACCUACGUGCUGCAGGUCCUGGGUGGAAAGGAGUCAGAAUACAGACAGGUCUACAAGGGAGAGGACACCUCCUAUCAGCUGUUCGGCCUGCAGUGGAACACAGACUACCGCCUGCGGGUCUUCGUGUGCCGACGUUGCUCAGACACCUCACAGGAGCUGUGCGGACCGUUCAGCCCCUCCACACAUUUCUCCCCGCGCCGCACCAACACGGCCGUGGCCCUGGAGCCGGGCUCUGUCAGCACAUCCACACCCAAAGCACUCACGGACGAACAGUUCGCCAGCCUCAUCGUCCUCGGGGUGGCCGGCGCCUCCAUCAUUAUCGCUUACCUGCUCCAGCUCCUCAUAUGAAGCCAGCGAGCAGACGCACACAUACACACACACAAACAUAAAUACACAUAAACACACUUUCAUACAUAUACAGAGCUGCAAAACUUGAGGGACGUCAAAGCAGCGUUUUAUAAUAUUUUUUUCUAAAUCAGUCAGACAGGCUUCCUUGCCCUGCCCCCCCCCACCUAUUAUCGUUUCAAUUCAUCUGCUUUUUCUUGUCUGUCUCUUUUAUAUGUUUAAACUUUGGUGUCUUUGUUGCACAGUUUUUUUUAAACUACAGCUACAGUGGUAAAUGAAAGUAUUUUUAUAUGUUUUUAGGUCCUAUGUAUUUUUUACAAGGUAAGAACUUUUUACGAGGCCCCCGAACAGGUUUCAUGUAAACGUAAAAAAAUAUAUAUAUGUAUUUUUUUGUAUUUUUACAAAGUGUUUAUUAUGUGAUACAGCUUUAACACAUCAGCAUUGCAGAGAUGUGUAAUUUUCUAUUUUCCUGUUUAAGACCUCACUGCUGCUGCUGCUACGGACGGAUUGCUGCAGCGGUUAGCAUGGGGUCGACAACACUAAUGCUGCAGUAGUAGAUGAUACUACACUAGUAAUACAGCGAGUAGCCUUUCCUAACUAUAGAGCUAUUGAUAUUCAAUAUAAAGAGAGAUAAUAGAAGUGUAUUAAAUACAGGUACAAACGAGAGGUUCGUCUCAUGGUAAAUUUGUAGACCAUUGUAUUUAUUGUACCCAUAAGUUCAUUUUCGUAACAAAUAAUCUCAUAGUUACCGAUACUCAGUGGCCCGUACUUUUACCAGCGGAUUUUUACUUAUUCGUUUAUGCUUUCAUAUCUGUACUUACACUGUGGACAAAAGUUUGUGGACACCUGAUUAUUACUUUGUUUUUUCUAAAACUUUAAGAUCAUUAAUAGGGAGUUUUUCUUCAAAUUUCCUGCAGCAGAAAGAACUGCAGUUAGUUGAUGGUUGGUGGAUGUUGGGGGAUCGGAUCUUGAUCACAGAUGCUGCUCAAAGGCUAAAAAUAUACAGUACCAGUCGAGUGUUGAACACUGCCCUUCUUUUUAAUUUUUAGUUUUAGUUUUUUCAUUUCAACAUUGUAGAUUAAUAUCGAAGACAUCAAAACUAUGAAGAAACAUGUACGCAAUAAUGAUUAUUGCUUAUGUGUUCGUUUAUUGUUUCUAAGUCUUUACCAUUAAUAUACAGUGUAGAAAAUAGUACAAAUAAAUGACUAAUAUUAAUGAGAAUGUGUGUCCAGGCGUUUGACUGGUACUGUACUUGCUCUUUAGCCAUGCACUCGUGUAGACAGUCCUCUGCCUCUUGAACGUAACUGUUCUAAUAUUACUGGAUGCUUCCACCAGAGCCUUCCACUUACUACAGUGGCAAGGGCACAUCAUUCAGCAGGUAAUCACGUACCUGAUCACACAGCUUUUCCUCAGAACUUUGCGAUAUGUUGAUGCUGCUAAGUGCCUGCAGUGUGUACUGUGCCUUGUGUACACCUAGCAUUCAUUUCUUUUUAAAGACUUGCACAACCAACACACCAAAGGGAAAGUGAGUAAAUCUAAAGCUCCUCACAUAGUUAUGUGGGUGGAGUGACAUUUGCUGCUCCAGUGCUUUACAGUCCAAUACCGGGGGCUUUAGACCCCUCUAAACUUCAUCUUAUUUUAUUAGUGACUGUAAAUGUAGUUCUUUUAUAUGGAAAUUACACUGUCUGCAGUGGGGACAUCUUAAUGUAAAUGUACUUAGUAAUAAUAAGGAGCGUCCACAAACUUUUCUGAGUUUUCCUUUUAACGUUCUUGUUUUCCUCUUGUCUCUUUUUCGCUCUCCUCCUAAUCCUUUUAAAGUGAAAAAGGGAAAGUGCCCUUGGGUCCUGGGAAAACAAAAUGCAAGCACCCUUAUGGCCAAAGAACUUUCUAGCAACAUCCUUCGCCUUCUGGCAACUCACAGUAAAGUGAAGUCUGGAAUGUACGUACCUCAGGGACUGGGGGGACCAGAUAAACUGUUCAGAAUGCCGGUGGCCCGUGCCUAUGCUUUUAAAUAAUUUCAGAUUCUCUACUCUCUACGCUCUCCACAGAUCUCCCACCAUUUCAUUUACCCUCUAACCUCUCUCUUUAGCUGAGACUACAUUAUGCAGUACAUGAAAAAACAAUGUUUACUAGCUCAACUUUAUCUUUAACCAAAGUUAGUGAGCAAAGCAAGGUAUAACAGUUUUGUUUAGGUUUAUUUAUACUAUAUAUUGCAUACAGUACUUUAUAAUGCAAAUCACAGUGCAAUCUUUCAUUUAUUUAUUUCUUUAAGAAUCAAACGAACUGUCAUAUUCAAUAUUUUCUCAUGUAGCAUGUCUUUUAUUUUUUCGGUUAUGAUGAAUUGUUUCCAAAUAUAGAGCAGUAAUCUUUUAAUAUUAACCUGUUUCGUUUCAGAUAUGUUUUAUUGCGCAUAUACCAGUUUUUACUUACAUGUAUGUCUGCCUUCGUUCAAUAGCUUAUAUCUCUCUUCUCCGAUCAGCAAGUUAAUACUCAUAUGGAAUAUAUUUUCGUUAUUAUUUUUCAUUUCAUCUUCUUUCAUUUGUUUGUUUUUUAUUUGUUUGAUUUACAUCAGCGCAGCCCUCGAGCCUUUCGUACGAGGACAUCUAACAUACAUUCCAGUGUCCUUUUUGAAGAGAGACGUGACAUAACUUGAUACUAAACAUAAAACUUGAAGUGGAAACACUUGAACACUUUAAUUUCAAAACUUUCACCUAAACAACCCCAACUUUCUGUUGUUGUUUUUUUUUUUUUUUUUUUUUAAAUAAAUGUGCAAAAAUUCAUCAGGUUGUCACUUUAAGGAUCUUCUGACAUCACAAUUCAAAGCCUUACCUGUCAUCAGGGAAGAUAAACACAGUCGCUCGUGUUGACACAUGAUGAGAAUCAUUCCACACUGCCAUUUCCAAACAUAAUCAUGUCACAUUUAUUGUUGUAAAUUAUAAUCAUAGGCAUUAUAUAAAAAAAAAAUGAAACAAGAACAACACAACCUACCAUAUCGGUUUAAUGUAUAGAUUUGAAGUACUACCCAUUGUAUUUAAGAUGAUUAUGUAUCUGUAGCAUAUAUGUAAUAUAUUUAUACACAAUAAAUGUUUAAAUUUUUCUGAUAUGA
Astyanax mexicanus (Mexican tetra) is the source of this 6879-nucleotide messenger RNA. RefSeq names its product fibronectin type III domain containing 3Bb (gene fndc3bb). The record is from RefSeq and is a predicted model, not a curated record. Gene Ontology annotation, molecular function: protein binding. The transcript is spliced from 26 exons. NCBI's taxonomy places the organism in Eukaryota, Metazoa, Chordata, Actinopteri, Characiformes, Acestrorhamphidae. Bases 159 to 3776 code for a protein of 1205 amino acids.